Molecule: messenger RNA, 1387 nt
Organism: Nematostella vectensis (starlet sea anemone)
Lineage: Eukaryota; Metazoa; Cnidaria; Anthozoa; Actiniaria; Edwardsiidae
Exons: 7
Coding region: 70-1251 (393 amino acids)
Source: RefSeq, a predicted model, not a curated record
AUGGUAUAAAGUCAGCCUCCUUCGUAUGUGAACAUAUCAUAUUUUGGAACUCAUCUGAGUGGAAUCAUCAUGAAGAUAGGUGUCCUGCUCUUCCUCGCCGUGCUUGCCGCUGUAACUAAAGGUUCCAUUGUUCCUUUGGGUUGCUUCAGCGAUACAGCUAAUAACCGAGGUCUGAAAGAUUAUCUUGGGAAUGUUGUAAGAUUCAACGGAGAAAACGCUAAACAGGUGGUGACCAGCUGCCUCGACAUGGCAAGGUCCCGGAACAUGUUGUACUUUGGUAUCCAGAACCAGGAGGAGUGCUGGGCAUCUGCGGAACCUAAGGGGACUUUCAACAAACACGGUUGUGCAAGCAACUGUGUUACUGACCGGAAAUAUAAUCUAGGAAUUGGCGAUCACUGGUCUAACUAUGUCUACAUGGUAGAGCAAGAGUGGAGCACUUGUAGCAAAACAUGCGGCAGUGGUAAGCAGUCUCGCUUUGAGCCGGUCAGUGGUGCUGAUUUAUGCACUAAAGGAACAAUUGCGGCAGAAAGGAAGACAAAGAAAUGUAACCUUACACCAUGCAGAGUUAACGGCGGCUGGAGUGCCUACUCUUCCUGGUCCUCGUGUACCAAGAGCUGCGGAGGUGGAACUCAGACACGAACUCGCACAUGCACCAACCCCAAACCCUCAAAUGGCGGUAGAGACUGCCGGGGAGAUCCCAAGAAGACUAGGAAAUGCGGUAUAGCACCCUGCCCAGAGUAUGAAAAGCUAAAUGGUGAUCAUCCCGUGUGUUUCGAGGCCAAGGAACGGGUUUACGCCAGCGUACGAGUGCCACAUGAGGGGUACAUUCACUCGAUCAAACUCGUUUAUCGCAGUGGUAAAGUCACAUGUGCCCCCGGCCAUGGGCAGAUAUGGCUGAUUAAGGAGAGGAGACACUGGACCAAAUGGGGCUGCAAUAAUUUGCCAGUUUUGCUGCUCGGGUUUUAUAUGGGUACGUUUAUUACCGACUCUGACGAUCGGAAAGUUCUGCCAGAAACAGGAAAAGAUGAUGGCCAGGCAGAGUUUAAACUCCUCGACAACAAAUGGUAUAAGCUCAGGGGCUACAACGAAAAUUCAAACGAAAUCGUCCUCAAACGCGAGCAUAGGUUCCAUGUCCGUGCCAACGACGAGCUGAGGGUGUGGUACGGGGAAGCCUUGUACAAAUUGUUCACGUUUGACAACGAAGGAAGUGUCUGUGUUGAUGUCUAUAUCAAGUACGAAAAAUCGCUCUAGAGGAUCACAGCAUGUAACGACCAAACAACAAGCACAAAUUCUACCCUCUAUUCCCUUGCCGAUGUACAAGCCCACAUGUUAACAAAUUCCUCACGGGAACAAUCCUUGAAUAAAUGUUGUUUGAGCAGAAAAAAAA